This is a messenger RNA of Parasteatoda tepidariorum (common house spider), 2771 nucleotides long. Its product is annotated as alpha-galactosidase MYORG. Gene Ontology annotation, biological process: carbohydrate metabolic process. Gene Ontology annotation, molecular function: hydrolase activity, hydrolyzing O-glycosyl compounds. The record is from RefSeq and is a predicted model, not a curated record. Lineage: Eukaryota; Metazoa; Arthropoda; Arachnida; Araneae; Theridiidae.
AUUAUCUUUUAUUGAAGCUAAGUUGGUUCGUAGGAAGUGAGAAGGAGAGGUCGCCAAAAUAUUCUAUUGAACAUUACACCCAAGCUUUCUAAAAAUGCAUAAUUAAAAGAGAGAAACUUAUUAUUGUAAAAGACGAUGCCAAAAAGUCUUCGAAUGAUCUUUAUGCAUAAAGAAAUGAAGAUGUAAAUUCAACAUUUAAUCAAAGGAUCGAAUUGCGAAAUCGUGCCAGCAACGAUGACCUGUCCUCUCUGGACAGUUGGGCCCAGUCGGUCUUCACCAGAUCUUCCAUGGGUAGCAGCAUGAUGUCCAUUGAAUCUUCUGCUACUGGCAUCUCCUCCACCAACACCACACCGGGAGGAUCUCCCUCAUCUUCACCUGCAACAAAGAAGAAGAAACUCAACCUCAAACCUGCCCUCAAACUCGGUUUGGACAACGUCACUUGGACGACGACCAAAAGCAAGAGGCGAAGGCACAAAUACAAGAAAAACAUACAAGCAUCAAGUGCAAAAGUGAAAGCUGUCAUGAAACAAAGCAAGAAUCCGCAGUUUCGUUUUCGAAUGAUUCUUUUAACCCUGUUCGCGCUUAUCAUAACUCUAGUAUCUUUCACCUGGCACACGUACCAACAACAACUGUGGCAGAUAGCGAUUGGAAACAAGAUAAAAUUUCACGAAGGAAGCAGAAUUCUUCAUCUUUUGAACGAAGAUGGAACAGAACUCGUUGAAGCUGUUCUUGGAAGAGGAAUUCCAAGUGAUCUCAACCCAUACCAGUGUGAUAUUCACCAUCCCAAGGCUGCUACAAAGAUUUGUGAAGAAUGGAAGUACAGGGCAAAGCUACACAUGAACAUAUCCCACGGUUCGAAUCACAGUUGCUACAACAUUCAAUGGAAAAGCUUAGAAACGAACACCCUCUUGAGAGACUGUUUUGUGUUGAAGAACUCCCACUGGUAUGGAAUGGGUCUCCAAAGGGGUCUUCGAUGGCCCCUCAAAGAGACUCCAGGAGAUUUGUCAUUUCCUUUAGUAACAGGAGAUGGUGUUGAAGAAACGUUCGGUGGAAUUAUAGACCGAUACUGGUUGUCGUCAGAAGGCGUUGCGGUUCAUGCUGAUCCCAACAUUCCCCUGUAUGUGUCCAUAAGUGACAAACACUUGUGUUUACAGUCAAGAAAUGAUCAAGACUUUCCCUACCAAGUAAGUGACCCCAUAUAUUUGAAAUACACAAUAUGUACUGGGAACGAUAUGCGCGUACUUCACCAAGAUAUGAUGUUGAAUUACCGAUCCCUACUUAAGAAUAAUUCCAGCGGUGUGUUUCUGAUGUCCCCGAUUUGGAUUCAAUCCCCCGGUCAGGAACUAAGUCAGGAAUCUAUUCAGCAAUUUGCAAACAAAAUUAUGGAACAUACAGCCAGGCUUCUGGGUUUUUUUGUAUUGGACAGCAGGUGGCAACAGGAAGAAGGAAGUUUAGACUUCAAUAAAACAACAUUUCCGAACCCAAAGGAAAUUUUAAAAAUUCUUCGAAACAAAGGAUUUCGCGUUUUGCUAACUAUACAUCCAUUUGUGUGUUUGCCAUCUCGAUUAUUCGAUCAAGCUACGGAAGGACAUCACCUCGUUACGGAUAAAUGGAAACACGUACCACUUCUUACCAGAUGGCGAGGAAAAAUAUGUGGGUUGUUAGACCUGACAAGCAAUUCUACUGCCAACUGGUUGUUGGAAAGAUUGCUAAAACUGAAACGAAAGUAUGACAUUGAUGGGUUUGUGUUCACUGGUGGCCAAACCACAUACCUACCAAGAUACUACGCCUUCCACGAGUCUUCCACAAAUCCAGAUUUGUAUCUCCACCAUUAUUUGUCCCUUGCUGUUAAGUUAAACUCAUUGAUCGGAACAGAAGUUGGAUUCCUAACUCAAAGCUUGCCUGGCUUUGUGCGACUUACACCUCGAACAGUCUCAUGGGAUAGUUUAAGUGGUCUUGGAUCUAUUAUACCGGAAGUUCUGACGCUUAGCAUUAUGGGAUAUCCUCUUGUGAAUCCUGGAUCUGUUGGUGGCGAUGGUAGAGGUGAAAUUCCAUCCAAAGAACUAUACCUCCGAUGGAUGGAAAUGGCUCUAUUUUUGCCAAUUGUUCAGUUCACUGUUUCACCUGGUUAUUACGAUAGUGAAGUAAUUGAGACAGCUUUUAAGUUAUUCGCGGUAAGGCAAGAACUCGUGUUACCCAUUUACAAAAUGGCGUUGGAGCAGUUUCCAACUACCGCUGCUCCUCUUGUGCGACCCCUAUGGUGGAUUUCUCCAAAAGAAGAAUACGCUCAAAUCUGCGAUUCCCAGUUUCUUGUCGGAGAUAAAAUUAUGGUAGCGCCUGUUUUGGAAGAUGGUAAAAGAACACGUGAUAUUUAUCUCCCAGCUGGUUGGUGGAAAGACCAUGUUUAUGAUGAGGUGCGACGAGGAGGGAAAUGGCUUCAUAAUUACCCUGUUCCAUUGACUACGAUUGCCUAUUUUACUGUCCUAGAUGAUCAAAACGUUAACCAAUAGUCCUUGUCUGUCUUUAACAGUGAUAAAACACUUGUGUUUGAAGUUCAAUGUUUAUUUUUAAGUGCAAAGAGGUGAAAAAUAACUACAUAAUCAUCCUGUGCCUAUGCAUAAGAUUCAUAGUAUGUAUUAUAAUCAUGUUUUCUUCUCAUAUUGUAUCUACAUUACCUCUAUCACAAGUUUAAGCCCAUAAUAUCAGUCGGGAGACACAAAUUAUACACUUUAUCAAAUGUGAUUAAAAAUAACAACUAUCAAAAUGUUUAA